Messenger RNA from Podarcis lilfordi (Lilford's wall lizard), 8891 nucleotides. The record is from the annotation of a GenBank genome assembly. Lineage: Eukaryota; Metazoa; Chordata; Lepidosauria; Squamata; Lacertidae.
AUGGCCUGUUCAUCUAAUCAAAUGAACAGCAGGUAAUCUUCUCUCUUUCAUUCACUGAAAAAAUGGCAUUUUAAACCUUAAAUAUUAAAUGACUUAGCAGUCAAAGUACUGAAAAUUGCCCAAUUUCUGAAGAAAGAAAUGGGGAUAUUUUGUUUCUUCACCUGAUGCAUAUUAAGGAACAAAAAUAUCAUAAUGUCACUAGGAUGUGUUUAGGUGAAAUAUAUGCCUCUUUUGCCGCUGCUAAAUCCAAAUUAUACCUUUUCAAUUAGAUUGGGGGGGGGGAGGUCUCAAAUAGGAUGUCCAUUAUUCUGAAAGUGGCCAUAGCAUCUAUAAAAAUAACAGGUGAAUUUUAUGAAGCCCCUAUUUAAAACAUCUAUAGAUUUUUGUGGGAGAGAUAGUAAUAGGAUGCUAUGAAACCUUAAUUAAAAUUGCUAGUUCCCAAAUCCUGGUGAUGUCACAAGGCAGAGUGAUGUCACAAGGCAGGAGCCUUGUGAUGUCACAUGGUUGCUAGCUGCAGAAGGACAAACUAUAGGUAGUGGGGCAAAGCCCAGUGGUAUGAAGGUCCAGAAAAAUGGGGGAGGGUAGAAUCUGAGGGGAAAUGAAAUUUUGAAUAUAAAUUGAAAGAUCAUAUUUUCCUUUCCAUAAAGAUGAGUGAAAUAUUUUUAAACGUAUCCUACAAUUACCGUAUUUUUCCAUGUAUAAGAUUAGGUUUUUUUCCUUAAAGAUGAUGUCCAAAAUUAGGGGCCGUCUUAUACAUGAGGGCCAUCUCCCCUCAUUUUCUUAAAUCAGAGUCCCCCAAAAUAGGGGGCGUCUUAUACAUGGGGGCGUCUAGAAAACUCUUAGAUCCAUGAUUCCAGUGCAUCAUGGAUUUAUGCUGCAUUUGUCUGAAUUAUUAAAACACACCCAGCAAUAUUUCACAGAUGACGAUAGUGACAUACUUACAUCACCUCAAGUUCCAUACCAAGGAUCACUGCCUGAGUUUCUCUGCAUACUCCGAAGGCACACCAUUAUGCAUUGUUGAAGACUGUACUCCAUCUCCUAUAUUUGUUUUCUCUGCGAUAUCACCAGUUAACUUGCCAUUUGGGCAUUAUGAUUGUAACAAAUCUAACCGCAAAAACAGAGAGAGAACAUCCUGACUAAUUUUGUCCAGCUCCUCCUCACACAGACAAAUCCUCAAAUGUUACUAUCUUAUUUUUAGGCAUAUUUUGUUCUGCAUUCAUUUAAAUCACGCAAACAAAAUAAAUCCGAUUAGGAAUCUUCAUUCUCCCACCCCGCUUCUUCUUCUCUAAAUGUUACAAAGUUGCCUGACAUACUAGUGCAAUUUUCAGCAAAAUUAGCUAUUUUCUUCCUACUGUGAAAAGGCAGAAUAAUUUCAGAAUACACAAACUGCACAGACAGGUAAUAGGCCCAGGCCAGAUGGGAAAUGUAGGCCCCAUUUCAACCAUCUUUACCAAAGGGUCCCCCUUUGCACCUACCAGAGGGGCUUGGGGUGGGCCUCAAAAUCGUAGGCCCUAGCCAAUUGCUUUGCCUGGCCCCACCUCUGUUCUGGCCUGUAAACAGGCACGGUGUGCAAGGGAUUCAUGUCAAAAUUAUACAUAACAGGCAGAUAGCAAAUAAUACAGGGCUGCUUUGUGCAGCGGGAAAGCAAUUUUCUCCUCACGCAUGAUUUGUCUGCCUUAAUCAUCGUCAUCACUGCCAAGGAGAUGGCAUUUCCUGCCUCCUUGUUGAAGUAGAUUAGCAGUUAUUUUUAACACACAUGAAAAAUGACUAGAGACCUGCCAAAUUUGGGCUGCUUAGUUCAAUGCAGUAUAUAUAAAAUCCAGUGCUUCUGUUUUACUGCCUCUAUCGGGGGCCACAUGUCAGCAUUGGGAGUGGAGCCAGAGCUACCCCACGCCCCCUCUUAAAAAUCUAAUCAACUAUUCAAAAAUCAUGUUGCACUUUGAAAUUAACUAUACUGUCACCAUAUAUUUCAGCCAGCCUAGUUGGAGACAGAUGUCAUUGCCUUAAUAAUUUAACGGAGUUGUCUGUUAAACACAUAAAAGCAGUGUACAAUUUGAAAUAAUUGUUUGGGAGGAACCUAAGAAAGAUGCUACCUAAAAUAUAUUAUGACAUGCAACGCAAUGAGGAAAAUAGAAGUCCAUAUCAUAUAAUUAAAAUAAGAAAGGGCAAUUGGGAGUAUUUAUUUAUUAAUUAAAUUUUUGUACCACUCUUCAUCUGAGGAUCAUAGAGCGAUUUACAAUAUAAAAACACAAAAAUAUGUAACAUAGUAAUAGACAAAACAGCAUCCUCUACAAUUUAAAAGACCAUAGAUGGUUUAAUUAGCCAAAAGCCUGGGGAAAGAGGAAUGUUUUUGCCUGGCACCUAAAGAUAUGUAAUGAAAGCGCCAGGCUCGCUUCCCUGGUGAGAGUGUUCAACAAACUGGGAUAUGUUUGGUCAAACAAAUAAAGUUACAAUGCUUCUGGAGCAGCCUUGAUACUCUAUGGCUAGGGUCACCUGGGAUAAGUAGCAAAUUUCCUCCUCAACCCAAAGGUCUCCUUAAGUGCCCCCCUUUCAUUUCCCUUUUUGUAUAGGUUGUCAUUCACUCCUAUGAGGAAAAUAGUGCUGUACUUGGGGCUGCUGUAGAGUGCGGACAUUUAGGGGCCAAAUUUAUCACUGCAUUCUCAUUUCGUGCUGUUUACUUCUUCAGGCUCCUUGGAAGUAUGUCCUGUACACAUUUUAAAAAGAUGGUUUUGAAGUUUGAGAGAAGAAUUUCGAUCUCCAUCUAUAACAAAAUUUCAGUCCACAUACUAGGUAGGCGAUCUACUUCUUCCUCUAUACAUCUUUUUGCUAUCAAUCUGUAGUUCAUUUUAUUCGCUUGUGUUUGCAAGAGAGAAAUGCUUUUAGUUGGUCCAUAAACAAAGGGUUACCUACAACUUCUACUACAAUUGCCACUCAGUAUUUUCAUGUGACUAAAGAAACAAGGGAAUAGGCUCUUGGCAAGCAAGAGAAGUAAUGGCUGUGACGUUAGCAUAUGAGAGUGCUGGAGGUGAAAUCGUUAAACAGGUUACCCAAUCAGAACCCAGGGGGGUGGAGUCAGAGGGACUAUAAAACCAGCUCUGGGAGGGGUUGAGUUUGUUGGGAGUUGGUUGGAGUGGGGGUGAAGUGGGAUAGAGUUUGUGGGGAGGUUGAGUUAGUGUAAUGAAAUAAGCUGAGUCAGGAAUAGUAGGGGCUAGGAAGACAAGUAAAUAUCUGAGAGGUGGUUUAGUGAGUGAGAGCAGGUAGCGGAAGUUAUAGGUCUGGAUAGGCACCCCAUGAAUGUAAUUGACCGAUACCAUUGAUGAAACCACACGCUUGUUAAACUGCAAUAAAUAAACAAAAGUUUAUGUUCCAAUUUAACCCUGACUGGGCUCAGUAUUGUACCAGGUAGGGCCUGGGUGGUGGCAGCGGGAAAGAAAGUGGUGGCACAGGGAUCAAUAGACGGUGAAAUGUUCGGGGACCCUGUGUGAUUGCCACAAUGGCAUCUUGCAGUUUCAACACUUCUGCCCAAGCAUCACCACUAGCCUUGGUCCAGGUGGAUAUAACAUUAUCAAACCAACUUUUCUCCUCACUCUUCUUCUUCCACUCCUUUGCUUUGUAUACGCUGUCUUCUUAUAUGUAAGCUUGAGGGCAGCCUCGUCUUCACGUUUGGCAAGGAUGGGGAAUGUGUGGCCAGAUGUUGUUGGACUACAAAUCGCAUCAUACAUAACUAUUGGCAAUGCUGGUUGGGAAAGGAUUUCGGGAAAAUGCUUGCUACCAGCACUAGAACGAAUUCUUAUUUUCAUCUGUUAUUACUGACUUAUAAAUUCAGCCAUGUUGAUUGUUAAUCAUUCAUUAUUAGCUUAAAAUUUAAGUCAGUGAUAGGGAACCUGUAGUCCUUCAUAUGCUUCUGGACUACAACUCCCAUACCCCUGCUGGCUGAGGCUGAUGGGAGUUGGAGCCCAACAACUGGAAUGCUGCAGUUUCCCCACCCUUGGUUUAGACCAAAGCAUCUCUAGCUUUAUGUUAUGAGUGCACAUUCCACAGUAGAAAGGUCUCGCAGUAGAAAGGUCAAAAGGUUCUGUUAUGCUAUAACAGCUUUUAUCUAUUUGUCUGAAGUAUACUCAGAAUCCAUUAAUUCUCAGAAUCCAGCAGCUCCAUGUUGAAAUAAACUCUAAAGUGCACUGUUCAAUAUGGCUAAAAGGUGAGUAAGUUAAAAAAUUAAGAUCAUGCGGCUUGCCCACACAGAGGGCUACUGUUCGUUGAAUGCUAGUUUCAAUAGGUCAAUUUAUCAACAAUUUCUAUUGAAGAAGGCACAGGGCAGGUCUGCAAUUUUUCAUUCAGCUUGGAUAUUCAAUUAUGGUCCUCAAAGUAAUGGGUAUCUCAGUUCAGAACCAUGGGUAUUAUCUAGAUAAAUGCAAUGCCGGUACUUUUUCUGAACUGACAAUAUUAAGUUCAAAAUACAUGUACCAUCACCAAACAAGAUGGACAAAAACAGUACUUACCACCAGAAUCCUUCUGUCCCAUCAUAUAUGGGAAUAAAAUAAAUGAAAGCAUUUAUUGCUUACAAAUGAAUACUUUAUUUUAAAAAAAUAUUAUUCUAGUUCUUAAGUCCAGUUAGCCUUGAAAAAAACAAAAACAAAACUAGAGAAAUCAUGGUUGAGCCAACAUGAUGUAAGAGUCAAACACAAAAAAGUAUGUACUGUAGAGCUGAUACAAAACUCUUCAUAUACUUUUCUUUUCCUCUGCCCCCCACCCAAGGACAAGAAGACCACUUUGUUCUUCAAAUAUUCCCCAUCAUCUCUUAUGGUGGCUACCAUUUCACACACACAUCCAUGCCCUGGAAUGCUGCUAGGUGCAAGGCAUUGUGGAGGAUACUGUUGUGAGUUUAGGGUGGAGGGGGUUAGGCUGUAUGCCUGAGUCCCUUCUAAUUCCUGAAUCCAACGAGGAUCCAAUUGCUGGGAUAGCCAGACAAGCUUCUUGAUAAUGGCCCCCAAAGUAUGGGUUGUUAAGGUAACAAAGGAAGUAGUGAGUUAGAAAGACAAAGGCCAGAGUUGAGUGUUAAGGUGCGAGAGCUAGAAGUGAGAAGGCUGCAGACUGAGCUGAACCCUGGAUGCCUGGAAUCCCUGAAGUCUCACACUUCUCAAAGACUGGGGUGGCAUGCAGUAAUACAAAUAGUAGCCAUGCCUACCCCUCUUGCUGCUGCCACUUGCAGGGGCAUUUUUAAAAAUAGCAACCUUAAGGAAAAAAGAAAGCAGGUUUGCCAUGACUGCUGGUAAUGGUCAAUUCCAACCAUGGGAACAUGAAAUGCCUCUUCACUGGAUAUUGGAUACAAUCAAUAUCUUUAAAUAAACUCUUUCAGGUGUAAAAGUAAAGCAACCUACUUAAUUAUGUUUCAAGCACUCUCCACCACUCUUUUCAUUAGAGGAAAGAAAGGUCCCGUUUCUUUUUUGAAGUCUCAAGGUCUCCUACCAAUUUGUCUCUGAGAACUCCAUUCCUUUCAGCUGCAACAGAAUCACAUUGCGUUCCUGCUUGCCCCCGCCUACCUUAUAGCCAGAUACAACUCAGGCUUAAAUUGGUAUUGGCGUGAGGGAGUCAAGUACCGUAUGUUCCUCAAGUGUCCACAGCAAACCAAUGUUCUCUCAAGGAUAUGAAAUGAAAUAAGGGCAACUUCAAUUCCAAAAGCACAGGUGGGCUGCUUAUUGUCAUGAAGGGCUGAAGCCAGCUUUACAUGAGGAUUCAAAAAAACAUGAAAAUGAACUCGUUGCUGAAUCAUUGGCUGCUUGCUUCCUGGUAAUACCUUUCUGAUGAUUGCUGAUCUAAGUGGAGGAGGGAUGUGGAACCUGUCAUGGGCAUAGCCAAGGGGGGCAGAGGGGCAGCUGCCCCCCCAUCAAUACAAAUCAAUAAAAAUCUGAGGUCCUUAUCCCCCUAACAAAAGCCUGCCCCGCUAACCAAACUCCUGCUGGACAACAAUAUAAAUUGAAACAUCCGUAUUUCCUGAGCUGGCAAGGAUGGUGAAUGUUGAGCGUCUUAAGUCCAAAGCAAAGGACAUAAAAUCCCACGAGAUAACAUAAAAGCCUUCUGGAUCCUCCAUCAAGAUGCUGCUCCCAUAAUUCCUCACCAUUGGCCAUACUAUCUAGGGCAGAUGGAAGUUGGAAUCCAGAAACAGCUGACGAGCCACAGGUUCCCCAUCCCUGCAUUAAUAUGAUCAAUCUUAUUUACAAUCUAGUCAGAGGUCAUCUAUACCUUCUAAUGGGGAACCACUUGUGCAAACAGGUUUAAUGUGUACUUCCAUUUUCUAAUUAUCUAAUACAAUAUCUGGCCUGUACAUGUGAAACUCUUUUAGAAAGGGUAUAUAUCCUCUCAAUCAGUUACUCAGGUGAGGGAGUGAAGGGCUGGAUUCAGACCCCUUUACUUCUUCUCCUCCAAAUACAUGAUUGCUGGAGUUUCAUUUUUUUUAAAGGCCUAUCAUGAGCAACAAAAUGGUUCAUUGCAUGAUUCUUUGGAUCAGCAGCAUAGAAACAAAGAUAAAUUUCUGAUACAGUAAUGUCUCAGUAGUAAUCCAUCAAAUAUGGGACAUAUGUGUGUGGAAAUCCUCCAUAGGAAUUGUGCAUUACUCAGCUGUUAGUGCAGGGUGUCUGCCAGAUGAUAUUUCUACUAGUAUGUUGCUAACUGCAAUAAAGAGACAUUUAUAUAUGAGCAGGAUUUUACUGACACAUCUUUUGAAAGAGAAUCUCACAGUGGGGUUCCUAAUAAGCUUAUGUUACCAUACUUAUUGAUGACAUUUUUAGUUGUUCAUUUUCCCUUAUGAUAAAAAAAGCAUAUGCUGUAACAGCCUAUCUGCUUGACUACUUGUCAAGGAGACUAAAAAUCUGUUAAAUGGGGGAAACACAAUUAGGACAUUAACAGAAAUGCAUUUCUCUCUCUGUGUGUUUAUCAUACAUAUGAUAGGAAGCUGCCAAAUACAGCCAGACCAUGCAUCCAUCUAGCUCAGUAUUGCCUCCCCUGGCAGGCAGCAGUUCUCUCCCAGCCUUCCCUGGAAAUGUCAGGAAUUGAACAUGGGACCUUCUGCAAGCAAAACAGAUGCUCUACCACUGAGAUAUGGACCUCCCCCCAUAUUGCUAAUAGCUUUGUAAACUGCAGUAGCUUUGUAUCUUGUUUCAUUAUUAUUCCUUACAUUUCCAGCAUUGAAUGCUGAAUGCUGUUGCUUAUUGAAACCAAAAUGGCAGCAUCCAUAUACAAGAGGGCUGUAUCAGCAGUCUUGGGGGAAUCCUGUUUGCAGAACCACAACAAAUAUUCAGGGAAAUUCCCCCUCCCAACCUAUUUCAAUGAAACUGAGCUUGCACAAUAGGCACAGGACGCUGUCUGUUGGGAGGUGCAAAAAGAAAAAAAGGAGGGGGGAAUGGAAUAUCUUGGAGGAAGGUAUGGGUGGGUGGGUGGCACACUAGACAAGAGCACUCAACACUGCAACAUUUUGUUGCAGGUUCUAUUUGCACAUCUUAUAUCACAUUGGUAUAUUUAAUAAGAAUUGUUAUAAAUACACUAUAUUCAACAUAUUGCAAUUCUUCUGCCCCCACCCCCAUGGGGCUCCUCAGUAUCAUAACUAGUGCAAACUGGUUCAGUGCAUAAGUACCGAGUUUCUGGUACAGAUGUCACCUCCGUCACAAAUGUACUUGGUAGCCUUAGGCAGGCCAUUAUCACUGAGCUUCAGCCCUGCAUCUGUGAUGCGAAUGUUCAUAAUAACGCAGUUUUAAAAAAGAAAAGAUUACUGCAAUAGUAGCUGUGAAGUGCUCCGAGCACUUAGGAAAAUGUGCUGUAUAAAUUCCAAAUGAGAUUAUUUCUGCAUUAAAUAAAGGGAUACAAACAAGAUUUCCCAUUAAAAUUCUACCUGGGAGUAAUGGGGCUUACUUCUGAGUUGACACAUAAGAGGGUUACACUAUUACUUAAACUGCACGACCAAAUGCUUAUCUUUUUGAAGACAGCAUGGAAAAAAGUUAUGAGACUUCAGAAGCAAGCCAUCCACCAUCUACACAAGGAUUAAGAAAACGUGUUGUAGACAUUGCAUCUAUUACAGCACUUGUCUUCAACUGGUGGGUCAGGACUCGCUAGAGGGUGGUAGCUCAAUUCAAGCUUGGUUGCAAGAGAAGCACUAACACCAUGCAAAUAUGUGGUAAAAGAUUAAGGAAUGGGUUCCAAAAUGCAUGUUUGGGUUAAAAGUGGGUCCUGGGCCUAAAAUGGGGGUCAGCAAACUUAACAUGCCUUGGGCCGGUGUCUCCAGCGCCGAUUGCGCAGUGGGCCAGAGGGCAGGGGAGUGCAUGCCCAUACGCAUGCGCACACGCUAUUUCCAGUGCACUUCCGGGUUGGAGGAGCACCGGAAAUAGCAUGUGCACGGGCCUCCUCCGACCUGGAUGUGCACCGGAAAUAACGCUUGCACAUGCGCACAAGCUAUUUCUGGUGCUCCUCCAACCCAGAAGUGUGCAGCCGCGCAGCGCCGGUAAGAGCAGGCGGCGGCAGCGGGCCACAGGGGUUGCCGUCAGGCGGAUAAACGAGUCCCUGGGGCAUUAUCCGGCCUGCGGGCCUUAGUUUGGAGACCCCUAGUCUAAAAGGUUGAUGAUACCCACCUAUGUUAGAGGAGUACUUCACAACAUCUUCCCUAAUGAAUGCUUCUAAAUUGUUACGCUAAUUUUCAACUACUUGUUUUUGAGCAGGUUCUUUCAUAUUGUGAAGAGUGUUGUUCUCUGCUUCUUUUCAUAGCUCAAUCCAAUAAUGUAAACCUCUCAGAAGUCCUAAUUGCAUUGAUUUUGCUGCAUUUUAUUAUGAACGGUCGAAAAAACAUUACUGUGAGUUCAGCAAGAGUUCAAGAAAUGCUAUCAUCCAACCACUUCAAAGAUAAAUGA